AUGAACCCUCAGACUCCGAACCCCCUAGUUUCUGCCCACGAAAAGACUUCCUCCGAACCAACAACUGCCCCUGACAAGACCCGCGAAAAGCCUGAUAAGCGACUGAGCGACCGACACUCUCACCCGCCCCCACAAGACGACGAGUCCCCAACCAAACGUCGUGUCUAG
Penicilliopsis zonata CBS 506.65 is the source of this 168-nucleotide messenger RNA. RefSeq lists its product as hypothetical. The record is from RefSeq and is a predicted model, not a curated record. NCBI's taxonomy places the organism in Eukaryota, Fungi, Ascomycota, Eurotiomycetes, Eurotiales, Aspergillaceae. The coding region runs from base 1 to 168 and encodes 55 amino acids. The transcript is spliced from 2 exons.